Schistosoma spindalis is the source of this 852-nucleotide messenger RNA. The record is from the annotation of a GenBank genome assembly. Lineage: Eukaryota; Metazoa; Platyhelminthes; Trematoda; Strigeidida; Schistosomatidae.
GUUCUGACAAUUUCAUAUGAUAUUACUUCCGAGAAAAGGGAAAUUCUCAACUUCAUUCUAUGGGAAUAAAACAUAACUAUAUACGUAUAUAACAAUUGGAUUUAAUAAAGAUAUUACUAAUAUUGUGUGUUACCAUGUCGUGGAGAAUAACGGAAGCCAAUGGUAGCUUUUUGACAAGUUCAUCACUAACACGUGAAGAAACCACAGAACAACCAGGUGGGCCAGCACCAACCCCAACUGAUAAAACACUGACUCGAAUUAUUUCAACAAUAAAUCAUGAAAAUUUGGAUUAUUUUCAAGAAUCAUUUAAUAAAUGUCAAUUAACCAUAAAAGAUAUUCUUGAAAUUCUUGAACAUCUUACAUCAUCAUGGUUGAAAUAUCAAAGAAGUUAAAGUCAUACAACAUGAACGAAAGAUGAAUAAAUCAGCAGAUACAAGUAUAUAUUAAUAAAAAUAUGCAUCUGUCACUUAUGGUACAUUAUUUAAUGAUCACGUUUUAAAUAAAUGAAUUAUCUUUAUUGAGUUGUAUUCCUGUACAUAACGUUCUGUAAUUGUUAAGAAAUAGACCUUCGAACAAUUUAUCUUUAUUCAGAACGCAUGUAUGGUUAAUGUAAUGAUGAAUUGUUUUUAUUAUUACUGGAUAUAGAUUUUAUUGUAAUCUUUACCUAAAUAGAUCUUUAUUAAAAGCAUUCAAUUAUGUGUGAUAGAGUAUCUAAUCAAUCUGAAACAUUAACGAAUAAAAAGCUUAUCAAUUAUCAUUUAAACGAAUAUACCUCGUUUUACUAGAAAAUUCUGUCUUUUAUUUAUAUUUCCAUGUUAAUAUGAAAUUAAAAAAAUAAAUUAUUUUGUGAUU